Molecule: messenger RNA, 915 nt
Organism: Gloeophyllum trabeum ATCC 11539
Lineage: Eukaryota; Fungi; Basidiomycota; Agaricomycetes; Gloeophyllales; Gloeophyllaceae
Exons: 3
Coding region: 1-915 (304 amino acids)
Source: RefSeq, a predicted model, not a curated record
AUGCUCCAACUCCCCAUAGAAAUACACAACGAGAUAGUCUUCCACUUCGUCUGGGACCGUCCAAUCCGACGCCCACGGCCGAAGCCAAGGUGGCGCGACAUCGAGCCCCUAUCCCUAGUGUGUCGUGCAUUCCGGCGCAUGGUACUCGAGGCGUGGUUCCACACUCUCUGCAUAUGCAGGAGACAAGACUUGUCGAUUGUCUCGCAAUACUGGCCCGAGCUUCCCCAGUGGGUGAGAGUAUUCGUCUGCCUACACAAUCUGCUGGUGGACUACGACGACGAAUGGGACCUCGCGCGGUUCGUAAACCUUCGGGAAGUCGUCGUGCAGAUGCUCCCGUUCUGGGACGUUAUACCCUUCCCGUGUUUGGCCAACGUGCCGCCAUCCGUGACCAAGCUUGACAUGACGGGCAUGGGCGAAAUCGGACCGACAGACCUGGAGGCUAUCGUCAAGCCGUUCCCUAACCUCCGCGUCCUACGACUGCAGCCCUACAGCACUUGGUGCGGGCUCUGCAACACGUUCACGUCCUCGAGCUUUUCCUGCCCUGUGCCGUCCUCCCUCACUUAUGAGGGUGGAGUCGGCUUACCGGCGCAUUUCGCGCAAUUCCUGCAGCCGCUGGAGGAUCUUGAGACGCUCUACAUAACGGCCAAGUAUGACUUACUUUCAGACGAGGAAGCAAAUCCGCUUCUCGAGAUAGGUGAGGAGAACAAAACCAUGUGGAGCGGUGAAUGCCGUGAUUGCAUGCAGAGAUUGUACCCAGACGAUUCCUUCCGAGAGGACUGGGUUGCCAAGAAGAAAACGCCUGCCAUACACCUGCCGGCAUUGAAGAGGGUAGAAUGGAUAUUCUUGUCGGGAGACGCUUUUGCCAACGAGACCGGUGACAAGUCCCAUUUCCGGCCCAAUCCCCUACACCUAUAG